Boeremia exigua is the source of this 3556-nucleotide messenger RNA. RefSeq names its product Piwi domain-containing protein. The coding region runs from base 228 to 3368 and encodes 1046 amino acids. The transcript has 2 exons. The record is from RefSeq and is a predicted model, not a curated record. Gene Ontology annotation, molecular function: RNA binding; protein binding. NCBI's taxonomy places the organism in Eukaryota, Fungi, Ascomycota, Dothideomycetes, Pleosporales, Didymellaceae.
UAUCCGACGAUUAUAGACCAGCCAGUCGAGCUCACCACAAAGACUGUCUAAAUCUUUGGCCUUGAUCGGUCGUUCGCGAGAUGAUUUGCACACAAACAGUCUUUCCCGAUUAACAAACAAUAACUUGUCUAUCCAAUCCAGACUAAGACAAACUACUGCUCAAUUCAAGCUCGUCACUCCAGCUAGAAGAUCUUUUAACACCGGCCCGGUGAUCGGUUUCAGCAAGUAUGGCUGAUCGCGGCGGACGAGGCCGCGGUAGUGAUCGUGGGCGGGGAGACUUCCGUGGACGCGGACGAGGUGACGGUGGUGGUGGCCGGGGAAGAGGAGGUACUGAAGGCGGUGGUCGAGGAAGAGGAGGGUUUGAGGGUGGAGAACGAGGACGAGGCGGCGGUGGUGACUUUCGCGGCGAUCGUGGCGGCGGUGGCUUUCGCGGAGAUCGAGGUGGAGGCGGCUUCCGUGGAGAUCGCGGUGGAGGUGGCUUCCGUGGAGAUCGAGGCGGAGGUGGUUUUCGUGGCGAUCGAGGUGGAGGUGGUUUUCGUGGCGAUCGAGGUGGAGGCUUUCGCGGCGGACGCGGUGGUGCUGCAGAAGGACCUAGAGUGUUUGGAAGUGGGAAUAUCCCUAAACCAAAUGCCGAGGUCAUGAAGCUUGAGGAUGCUAUGGUCAAGGCUGAUCUGGCCAAGGCUAUGGCAUCCGCUUCACUGGGAGUGGUACUUCCGGUACGCCCUGCAUACGGGAAGCUGGGCAGAUCCAUUGUCUUGUAUACGAACUACUUCGAGUUGAAGGGCAUCCAUCCGAACCUGGAUCUCUACCGAUACUCGGUGUCAUUCCAACCCGACGGCGAUAAGAUGCCAAAAGCAAAGAAGCGCCGUCUUGUCGAGCUUCUACUACAAAACGCUCCCUUUGAAGGUCUCCCUAUCGCUAGCGACUGGGCUCAGAUGCUUGUAUCGCCGGAGAAGAUAGCGAUCGGCGGAGACAAGGCCAGCUACACGAUAGAAUGGUACCCAGCGGAUGGCGAGCCGCUCCCCGCCCCAGGGCCCGACGAUACUGACAGAGUCAAGGCGGCGCGAAAGAGGUGCACAUUCAAGGCCUUGGUGGACGAGCUGGGUACCGUCUCACUGAAGGAGUUGCUCGACGAUGUCUCGAAGCCAGGGUCCAAUUACCCACUCAAGCUUGAGACCAUCCAAGCGCUCAACAUCCUGAUGACACACAGUCCAAGUAGUGACUCGAACAUCGCUACCGCAGGUGGCAACAAGUUCUAUCCAUUCGACAACCAUCCUCAGCUACAAUAUGCAGAUCUAGGGUCCGGCCUACAGGCCCUCCGCGGAUACUUCACCAGUGUGCGAACUAGUGUCAACCGCCUGCUUGUCAACGUCAACGUUGCUACAGGUGCAUUCUACAAGCCCGGACCUCUUCUUGAUGUCAUGUCGGAGUUCACUGGUGGCUAUCCGCCGAGUAAUGCGUACCAGUACAACAAGUUAGCGGCUUUUGUCAAGCUGCUCAAGUUUGAAACAAACUACCUCCCGGAUCGCAAGAAUAAGGGCCAGACAAAGAGGAAGCAGCAUGUCAUUACUAACCUGUCCUUGUUCGGCAAGGAUAGUUCUAAUCUCACCUUCGACAUGACAGACAAGAACGGGAAGCGAACCAAGUUGUCCAUCGCGGAGUAUUUCAAGAAAACGUACAACAUGACUCUGUCAGUGCCCAAGGCUCCUGUCGUCAAUUAUGGCACAAGGGACGAUCCAAAGUGGAUUCCUGCAGAGCUGUGCACCGUCUUACCAGGCCAGCUUGCAAAGCGUCUGCUGCUCGGCCCCCAGACGAGCGAGAUGAUCAAGUUUGCAGCGCGGCGACCCCACCAGAACGCCGAGUCAAUCACUGGGGACGGUCUACAAGUCACCGAGAUCAACCCCAUGGCGGAUGGGCUGAACGUCGCACUCAGCAGGUUCGGGAUCAAGGUCGAUCCUCAACUGCUGACGGUACCCGGACGCAUCCUUCCAGCUCCCGAGCUGCAGUACAGAGCCAAAACCCACCGACCUAGUGGUGGGGCUUGGAACCUGGAUCCCAGAGCUCUUGGAGACAAACCUUUCCGCCAUGUUGCGAAGCCUCUCGGGGCAUGGAGCACUCUCGUCAUCAACUCGGGCACCCGUGACACCAUCAUGGGAGGGCCGAACGCUGUUAAAAUGCAUCUGGAGGCGUUCAAACAGGCACUACAUUCGUAUGGACUCGGUCCUGGCGCAGUACAAGAGCCGGUCUACGUCAACGUUGCCUUUAACGAUCUCAACAACAAGGCAUUUGCGAAGAUCCAGGCACAAAUCUUUGACACGUUGAAGAAGGGGUUCUCGACAAAACCGAACUUUCUGUUCGUUCUCUUGCCCAGCGACAAUGCCACCCUCUACGAUGCCAUCAAGUACGUGUGCGACUGUCAACUCGGCAUCCCCAAUAUUUGCAACAUUGGGCAGAAGUUUUCCAAAGAACGUGGGCAACCGCAGUACUUUGCCAACGUGGCGAUGAAGUUCAACCAGAAGCUUGGUGGCGUCAAUCACAUUGUAGAUGCAAAGCAGAUGGCCCCUCUUGACCCACAAACCAUUCUGUUCGGAAUCGACGUAACACACCCAUCUCCUGGAAGCUCGGAAAAGGCGCCUAGCAUCGCAGGCGUGGUCGCAUCGGUCGAUGCUCUGUUCUCGCAGUACCCAGCUAGCAUGCGUACGCAGGAAGGCCGGGUUGAGAUGGUCAGCGAAUUGGAGGAGAUGAUCAUUGAGCGGCUCAAGCUCUGGCAGAAGCGGAACCAGGGCCGGCUUCCUACCAAAGUCAUUGUGUACCGCGAUGGUGUUUCCGAGGGCCAGUACCGACUGGUGCUUGAGAACGAGCUCCCUGCGUUUGAGGCAGCAUUUGACAAGCUGUAUGGCGCGAAGAACAAGCACCCUAAGAUCUCGAUUGUCAUUGUCGGCAAGCGUCACCACACCCGCUUCUACCCAACCAAGAUUGAGGACACGGAUGGUAAGACGGGCAACCCAAUGCCGGGGACUGUCGUCGAUCGCGGGGUCACGGGCGAAAAGCUGUUCGACUUCUUCCUGCUUGCGCACCAGGGCCUGCAGGGUACGAGUAAGCCGGCACACUACGUUGUCAUUAAGGACGACAUCAAGCUCGGGGCAGACCAGUUGCAGAGCCUGACGCACAGCCUGUGCUACACGUUCGCGCGGGCAACGCGGGCUGUGAGUAUCUGCCCGCCGGCGUACUAUGCGGAUCUACUGUGCGAACGCGGACGAUCGUAUCUGCACAGCGUGCUCAAGGGCGAUGGCAAUACGAACUUUGACGAUACGCAGUGGCGUAAGGAUGUGGCGGCGCCGCUGAUGGAGUCGAUGUACUACUUGUAGUACCCUGAUAUUCUCAUCAUUAUUGGUGUGAUUUACACGAACUUUCCUGUCAUCCAGAUAGGAAUCACUGAGCCAUUCAGAACCGGAUGUUUCGACAGAGACAUCCGGUUCCAAGGCAGCCAUGCACGGAAUCGAGGGAGAGAUGGUGCGCGGCUGUCUCCACAGUCAUCACCCUGGUGGUACUGUUC